UCUUAAUAGUGUUGACAGGGAUGGGACACACAAACAUCGAUGACAUCUAUUUCUUCUAUGAUCAAUAAUAUUUAUCGUUUCGUUGUCUGAACCAGAACUAUUUGACAUACUGGUCUGUGACCCAUAUCACUGUGUCCUCUGAGUAUUACGUCAUGGGUGAUGACGUGAAUAAAUCCCCAGGGGUCGCCUUCGUCGGUGUCACUCUGGUGGGCGGGGCUCUACUGGCUGUGGCCGCUUUGACAAUAUGUACCACGUCUGAUCGAAAAAGAUAAUUUAUAAUAUAAAGAUUAAAUGAUGAAAAUCGAGACAACAUACCGCAUACAAUGGAGCGCAGUCGUGACAACGCCGAGGGAUUCAAUACAGAAAUUGAAAAUGUCUACUCUUAUGUCGGAAAUGGCCCGGAUGUUCUUCCCCAGCAACCAGUGGCGCCCUCUGUUUUAAGUGAGUUCGACUACGCUAUCGACAAGAGUCUCGGUAUGAACCUAGACAAACCUAGCGGUCAUAGGGAGGACGAUCUUAUUUUACAGGAAAAUCGUUAUGAAAAUUCUUUUGCUGUACAUCAGGAUGGCUUCCUUCCUGAUAAAGAGUAUUACCAAAAUCUGCGUUCUAUUGCCAAUGCAGCAGACAAACCCAGCAAAGAGAACGAAUAUGAUGCCAAUUCAAACCGAUGUUCAUCUAAUGGACCGAUAAACAAAGACAACGAAAAGGACAUUUACAAUCAGCUGAACCACGGGAAUCAGCAGGCUGUUGUGAUGGAGACACGUGACCCCUCCUACAGCCACCUACAACCACUGGGUACCUACCAGAGUACGGCUCCAAGACCCCUGUCCGUACCCCAGGCAGAAUACAUAUACCAAAACCAGUCUGAGCUGUACGAGGAUAGGAUGAAAAUGGUCUGGAUAUAAGUGUAUUUCUCUGUUCUCGUCAUGUAUAACACAUAUUGUUUGCU
This is a messenger RNA of Magallana angulata, 949 nucleotides long. RefSeq lists its product as uncharacterized. The transcript is spliced from 3 exons. The record is from RefSeq and is a predicted model, not a curated record. NCBI's taxonomy places the organism in Eukaryota, Metazoa, Mollusca, Bivalvia, Ostreida, Ostreidae.